GACAGACUCUGCUGUAUCAUGUCGUCUUAGUUAGGCUCUACAGACAGUCUCCGUCACAGUGAUCAUGUUGUUUCAGUAUCAAUCGGAUCGUUUUGCGCUUCUGAAGCUGGUUCUUUGGUUAGUGGCGUGUCUGGGAUGUUUGUCGGUCCGAUCCGGAGCGGAGGAGGACGGCAGCCUGUGGUACCAGGACCUCUGCAGUUAUAAAUGGGAGGCUAUAGACCUGGAUAAAAAAAUGAGCUACACGUUUAAGCUCUGUGAGUCUUCCCCGUCCACCAGCUGCGGCGCCGGUGCUGCCGUCUGCGCUGAGGACCUCACCACCAACAAACACCGGUCUGUGGGUGAUCUGUCCCUGCAGAGGCUCUCCGGCUCGGUGCUGGAUUACAACAACACGGAAAAAUGUCCGGGAAGCAACAACAACGUCCAGAGCAGCAUCAGCUUCCAGUGUGGGAAAACCAUGGGAACCCCGGAGUUUGUCGCUGUGUCUCAGUGUGUGCAUUACUUUGAGUGGAGGACCUACGCCGCCUGCAAGAGCGACAGAUUCAAGCCACACAAAGAGGUGCCCUGCUACGCGUUCGACUCGGACGGGAAGAAGCACGACCUCAACCCCCUGAUCAAAGUGAGCGACGGCUACCUGGUGGACGACGGCGACGACACCGUCGACUUCUACAUCAACAUCUGCCGAAGCCUCAACCUUCCAGGUAAAUCCUGUCCGGAGGGCUCUGCAGCCUGUCUGGUCACCACUCAUGGCUCCUACAACAUGGGCUCUCCCUCCAAACAGCUGGAGCUGGUGUCCAGCGACAGGCUGAGGUUGCAGUAUGAAUUCAGUGCCGCUUCGUCUCCUCCGGACAUCUGCAACGGACACAAUCCUGCCGUCACCGUCACUUUCAUCUGUCCGUCAAGCAGACACGCGGGCAGCACUCCGAAGUUGACGGCAGGGCUGAACUGUCGUUACGAGGUGGACUGGGUGACUGAAUACGCCUGCCACAGAGAUUAUUUGGAGAGUCAGUCCUGCAAACUGACCAGCGAGCAGCAUGACAUGUCCAUAGACCUCACCCCUCUCACCUUGACCAGUUAUUCGUACAGUGCACACUCUGGGCCCGGCGACGGGGAUGAAAGCUACGUCUACUACCUGAACGUGUGUGGAGAGCUCCCCGGCAAAGAAUGCGGUGACGACAAGUUUGUAUCGUCUUGCCAGGUGAAGAAGUCUGCGGAGGCGAAGAAGGUGGCCGGAAAAUAUCAGAACCAGACGCUACGGUAUUCAGAUGGAGAUCUGACUCUGAUCUACCCAGAUGGCACCAGAUGCUCCACCGGCUUCCAGAGAAUGACCAUCAUCAACUUUGAGUGCAACAAGACCGCUUCCAACGGUGGGCGGGGGACCCCAGUGUUCGCCGGGGAGACAGACUGCACUUAUUACUUUGACUGGGAGACGGCCUUCGCCUGCGUCAAGGAGAAGGAGGAUCUACUGUGUCAAGCCAGAGAAGGCAACAAACACUAUGACCUUUCACCCCUCACAAGAUACCCAGGGUCAGAUGACAUCGGGAACUGGGAGGCGUUGGAUGAUCAGUCUCCGAAGUCGGGCUCACGUUUCUUCCUGAACGUCUGUCACAAAGUCAUCCAGUCAGGAGGUGCCGCCGGCUGCCCGGCGAACGCCUCCAUCUGUGCUGUGGAUAAGGAUCAUAAGACCAUCAGUCUGGGCAGCUUCCUCUCAUCUCCCCAUAAGGCCGAAAUAGGAAACGACAUCAGACUGGUGUAUACUGACGGACAUUUCUGCAAUGAAAAGACGAGGAUAAGAACUUUGCUGACCCUCAAGUGCCAGCCAGGAGAUCUGAAGAGCGCUCCCGUCCUUCGCAGAGUCUCGUCUGACGGAUGUGUUUACGAGCUGGAGUGGUACACCGCCGCCGCCUGCGUCCUCUCCAAGACGCAGGGAGACAACUGCAGGGUGGAGGACCCUCAGGCCGGAUUCUCUUUCGACCUGUCGCCUCUCUUCAAACCCGACGGCGGCUUCUACAACCUGACCAGCGGCAGCUACGACUACUUCAUCAACGUCUGCGGCCCCGUCAAAGCCGCCAGCUGCCCUGAGAAGGCCGGAGCGUGUCAGGUCGAAAAGAGUUCUUGGAGUCUCGGGGAAGCGAACUCCCGCCUGUCGUACUACAACGGGCUGAUCCAGCUGACCUACAGCAACGGCUCCCACUACAACAACAAACUGCAGACUCUCAGAUCCACGCUCAUCUCCUUCCUCUGUGACCCGGAAGCUGGAGCUGGAAAGCCUGAAUUCCAGACUGAGGACAACUUCACCUAUAACUUCCGCUGGUACACGUCCUACGCGUGUCCUGAAAGACCUCACGAGUGCUUGGUGACGGACCCCAACACUCUCGACCAGUACGACUUAUCCAGCUUGUCACGCUCCACCUCCAGCAGCAACUGGCAGGCCAUGGAUUUGUCCGACACCGCGGACCCGAAGAAGUACUACAUCAACAUCUGUCGGCCGAUCGUCCCCGUCCCAGGCUGCGACCACCACGCGUCCGUCUGCCAGAUGAAGUACAUAUACGACCAGGGCUCUCCGAAGGAGGUCGUGUCCGUCAAAAACAUGGGCAUCUCCAAGCGGGGGCCGAUCGUCGAGGGCCGGGACCGGCUGCUGCUGGAGUUCACAGACGGCUCCGAAUGCGUGUCGGACGGCCAGAAGCUCGCGUACACGACGCGCAUCCACCUGGUCUGCUCCAGAGGGACUCAGUCGAUGAGCCCGUGGUUCCUGAUGUACCAGAACUGCACCGCUAACUUCAGGUGGGAGACCCGAGCAGCGUGCGCCAUCACCACCACCAAGAACAGCAGCUGUGCCGUGGUGGACCCCAACACCGGCUUUGAGUUCAACCUCCAGGUUUUGGCCUCUAAGACCGGAUACAAGACGAGCGCGAAUGGAAAAAACUUCCUGGUGAAUAUCUGCACAGACGUGGCAGAGUGUGGGCCGGGCAUGGCCGGCUGUGAGCUGGAGGACGGGCAUCCCUUGAGCCCAGUGGGGGUGGAGAGGACCCUGGAGUACUCCACUGACGGCCUGCUCCAACUGACAUAUAAGGGACGACAGGACAAUCCCAAAGAGGACACCUUCAUCAUUAAUUUUGUGUGCGAUCCAAACUCUCACCCCGGAUCGUUAAAAGUCCUGCGAGAGGAACUGAGUUCUUCUGAACACGUGGUCCACAACGUCUUCUUUGAGUUCUCCACCGCUCUGGCCUGCGUCCCUGCGCCGGUCGACUGCCAGAUCAUUGAUUCCCACGGUAACGAAUACGACCUGAGUCACCUGAUCCGCCACGCGGACGACAGCCCCUGGAUCGCCAUCGAUCUGGGCGUGGUCAAAUCAGGCACCUUUUACAUCAACAUCUGCAAACCCCUCCCUCCUCUGAGGGACUGUCCAGUGGGUCCUUUGGGUGCCUGCGGCAUGAUUGGUGGAAAGAGCUACAACCUGGGAUACAUCCAGUCCAGCCCGCAGGCGGCGGAGGACGGCUCCAUCAGCAUCGUGUACCAGAACGGAGACCGGUGUGGUUCCACGUCCCGCUACUCCACACGCAUCAUCCUCCAGUGCGUUGACAACCCCGGCUCCCCCAUGUUCGACCGUAAAGACGGCUGUGAGUACGUGUUCAUCUGGAGGACGUCCGAGGCCUGUCCCAUCAGGAAGUCUAAAGGCGACGACUGUCGGGUUCGUGAUCCCAGGAGCGGCUACGAGUUCAACCUGAGCUCCCUGAAGGGUAAAGAUUACCCCGUCAGGAGCGAUAAAUACAUCUACCACCUGGCGGUCUGCGGGGGGCUGCAGAGAGACAUCUGCACCCACAUAGACACCGGCGCCGAUGCUGUCGCCUCCUGCCAGGUGGAGGGAAACAACCAGAAGAUCGGAGGACUGGCGAGCCAAGUUCUGAGUUAUGUGGGAGAUCAGCUCAUCCUGAACUACACUGACGGAGAGACCUGCCACAGGAUAUACAAAAGAUCCACAGAGAUCUACUUCUCCUGCCACCCCGACAGGAAACCUGGAGUACCAGAGUUUAUCAAGGAGACUCCAGACUGCACCUACCUGUUCAGCUGGCCCACCGCUCUGGCCUGCAUCCCAGUUAAAACCACCAGCUGCUCCUACAAUGACGGUCAGGGCCACUCGUACGACCUCUCCCCUCUGGCGAUGGACUCCCGAAACUGGCAGGUGGAGCCCUCUACUGACGACACGACGAAACAAUUUUACAUCAACGUCUGCAGGUCGCUGGUGCAGCAGGGAGGCUCAUGGAAGUGUCCCUCCAGUGCGGCAUCCUGUCUGAAGGUCGGAGAUGAAUAUGUGAGUCUGGGGCAGGUGGAGUCUGGUCCUACGUGGGACAAAAGUGUCCUGAAGCUGCAGUACGGCGGCGGUCAGGCCUGUCCCAACGACCGAAGCCGCAACAGGAGCAGCAUCAUCCGCUUCAAGUGUGACAAAGACAAAGUGGACUCCCGGCCGACUCUGAUCUCAGCCAUUGAGGACUGCGUGUACACUUUCCUCUGGUUAACAGCCGCUGCCUGCCCCCUAAACAGCACCCAGCACGACGACUGCCGGGUCACCAACCCAGCUACAGGUCAUUUGUUUGAUCUCAACGCGCUGAGAAAGGAGGGAGGCUACACCGUGUACGACCAUCAGGAACACGGGAAGAUGUUCCGCAUGAACAUCUGUGGGGACGUGACCAACACUGGAUGCAGCCCUGGAACCGCCGUGUGCAUUAAGGACGCGUCCACGGCGGUGAGCGCCGGUCAGGUGAGCAGCAAACUCUCAUACAAGGAUCACGUUCUGGAGCUGGCGUACGAAGGAGGGAGUCCCUGCCCAGCAAACCCCGCCCUCAAACACAACACCAUCAUCACCUUCAUCUGCAGGCCACCUAACAUGGGCUCAGCCCCCCCAGAACCCGUUCUCACUUACUCCAACGCCGAGACCUGCACACACUUCUUCUCUUUCCACACACCGCUGGUCUGCGAACAGACAGUGAAGUGUUCAGUCCAGAACGGGCCUGCCCUCAUAGACCUGACUCCUCUGAUCCACGUCAGCGGAUACUACACAGCAACAGACGACGCAGUGGAUCAAAGUGACGAAUCUCCAGACUUCUUCAUCAACAUCUGCCAGCCUCUAAACCCCAUCCCCGGGGUCAGCUGCCCCCCUGGAGCUGUGGUCUGUAUGGAUCCUGAUGAUGGACCUCCUGUGGACAUCGGCCGGACCACCAGCGGCCCUCAGAUCAACGACGUAACGAAGGAGGUGUCCAUCACUUACAGCAGCUCCACCAAGUGUGCAGCCGAUCCUGCGCAGAACUACACCUCCACCAUCGUCUUUUCCUGCCAGAACGGCGUGGAGCUGGGCUCUCCCCAGAUGCUGAGGCUGCAGGGAUGUGUGUAUUUCUUUGAAUGGGCGACGCCGCUCGUCUGCUCAGACGCCACCAACACCAGCGGCUGCAAGCUCACCGACUCCCAGCUCCAGUUCACCUUCGACCUGUCGAGCCUCUCCGGUGAAGUCCAGGUCCCGGCGGGCUCGAGCACCUACCACAUCAAUGUCUGUGGCUCAGUGGCUGAUCCGGACUGCAGGAACAGCGCAGUCUGCCGGGUGUCUGGCUCUGGUUCAGAGAAGUCGGCUCCGUCGUUUGGCAUCAGCAAAGCCAUGACGAUGGACUUCAAGCAUGACGAGCAGGCCGUGCUGAUGCAGUACGGUGGAGGAGAUCCCUGCCCACCAGUGACGGAUGUGGGCGAGGCGUGCGUUUUCCCCUUCACCCUCAUGAAGAAGUCGUACACAGAGUGCACCAGCGAAGGGAGGACAGACGGCAGGAAGUGGUGCGCCACCACCGCCAGCUAUGACACGGACAGGAAGUGGGGCUUCUGCGGCGCAGCCUCUGGCAAGCGUCAGUCGUCCAUAUUGUUCACCUGCGACCAUUCCGCGGGCCACGGCUUCCCACAGCUGCUCUCAGAGACGGCCGGGUGUUCGGCCACCUUUCAGUGGCGGACCAGCGCCGUUUGCCCCCCGAGGAAGAUGGAAUGUAAGCUGGUCAGCCAGCAUCAGACCUUCGACCUGCGAGCGCUGUCCUCCCUCACCGAGCCGUGGAAGUUCAGCCACGGGAGAGAUUCGUAUUUUAUCAACCUGUGUCAGAGCAUCCACGGCGGACUGCCGGGCUGUCCGGACGGAGCGACUGUGUGCAGACGCUCAGCCGCAGGAAAGGUCCAGGUCCUGGGUCGAGUUUACACUCAGAAAAUGAGCUACGCAGGCGGGAAGAUCUCCGUCACGUACUCGGCCGGAGACGAUGUCUGCGGUAACGGCGUGAAGGCCAGGACCGUCAUCCAGCUGAGCUGUGGCUCCACUGUCGGACGCCCAGAACUCAUCAGCGUCGACGAAGCGUCAUGUGAGUUUUUGAUUGGCUGGGAGACUCGGUCGGCGUGCGCGGUGAAGCAGCGUGAGGUAGUGAUGAUGAACGGGACGAUACAGGUUCCCGAAACCGGAGCCAACCUCAGCCUGGGAGCGCUCUACUUCAGCCACCAUCAGGCAUCUGGAGACAUCCGUCCCAACGGCGACCGCUACAUCUACCACAUCCAGCUGUCCGGCAUCACCAACGACUCCCUGUCCACCUGCUUCGGUGCCAACAUCUGCCAGGUCAAACUCAACGGGCAGUACAGACGCAAGAUCGGCUCCUCCAGCAAAGCCAAGUACUACAUUAAAGGAGGAAACCUGGAUGUGAUGGUGUCCUCUGAGUCGGCGUGUGGGCGGGUCAAGACCAAAAUGGUGUCCUCCACCAUCAUGUUCCAGUGCAACCCCUCGGCCGGCGUCGGCAUCCCCGAGUUCAUGCUGGAGACGGACGAAUGCCAGUAUCUGUUCGUGUGGCACACCAACGCCGUGUGUCGCCUCACAACUGUUGACACGAGGUCAGAGGAGGACGACGGCGGUAAGAGUCUCUCCAGGCGGAGUCAGGCGGUGGGGGUGAUGCUCACCGUCCUGCUGGUGGGUCUGACCGUCUGUCUGCUAGGGCUGCUGCUCCGCAAGAGAGAGAGGAGAGAGCUGGUGAUCCAGAAGGUUGCAGGCUGCUGCAGGAGAGGGAACCAGGUCUCCUAUAAAUACUCAAAGGUCAACAUGGAUGAAGAAGGGGGUGAAGAGGAGAUGGAGUGGCUGAUGGAAGAGCUCGAAGCCCCUCCAACAUCCUUGUCCUCAUCCUCCCAGCGGGGCAGGAAUAACCACGGCAACGGUCACAUCACGACCAAGCGGGUGAACACGGACGGCCUGCGCUCGUUCUCGCUGGACGACCAGGACGACGACAGCGAGGACGAGGUGCUGAGCGUCCCGGGGGUGCGGGUGGUCAAAUCGUCCGGCCUCCCCCGGCAGUCGGCGGCCCAUCACAGUGCCUUCCUUCAGGAGGAGAGCGACGAGGACCUGGUCGGCCUCCUGGAGGAGUCAGACAGGAAGAGGAAGAGCAGCAAACCUCGCUCCUCGGGCCCGAACAGCGCAGCGGCCAAUAGGAAACGGGACGAGGACGACAGUGACGAGGACCUCCUCAAGGUGUGAUGUCACUCCCUCCUCGCCGCUCCUCCGCCCUCCGAUCUGAACUCUUCUCUCUCAGUGAAUGUCUCCACCAUAGCAACAGCAGCGCUGAACACCACCACGUCGAAGCGUUUGUCUCUUUUGGGAUUUGUUUCCGUUGGACUGCGCCGUCACUCCACUCCUCCGUCUGCAGACUGUCCACGUUAGCACACGCGCUCUUAUUUAUUGGUAGCUGAUUGUUUAAAAUGUUCUGUGGGUCAUUUUUUGACCACUUUUCUCACAUUUUCCAUCAGAACUCUGCUAAUUUGCUUCACUAUCAUCACUUCGGCUCUAAUUCAACCCCAGAGGCUCAGACGGCGUCUUUCUCCACGUGUUGACGCUGCAAUGAGGCGUCAGCGAGAAGAUGUAAACUUAAAUGAUGUGAAGUCUUUGAAAUGAAGCUGUGCCAUUGCUUUAGCACUUUAUCGUAGCACUGAUUGACAGUAAUGCCUCAUUGCAGGUGAACAGAAUACCUGUGGGGGGAUUUACAGUCAGGUAGCUCAAUAGUGAAACACUUUAGCAGAUUUUGGGAGAAGAACAACAGUUAUGGAAGAAGGUAAAGGGGGACCGGUUCAGCCUGGAGGUGUCGGCUUGUGUUGGUUCUAAAGGGAAUGAAGACGCCUGUUUGGCUUUUCUUGCUGUUUACAGUUGCUAUGAGAGCAGAUCUUUUCUCUUUCUUUCCCCUUGAAAAGAGAGCGCGAUGCCUUCCUGAUAAUGAAUUUACUUUGCAUUUUCGUCGACGCGUCCGGCGGCGGGUUGAUUUCUGUCUUGUUUUGAUCAGAGACUUUGUACAUAGAUGAUAAUGUUCUAUAAUAUGGACGUUUUGUUCGUUUGUCGUCUUCACCGGUGAAUCGCGGCCACAUUUGUUUUUAUGAUUAUUUAAACGGCUGUCUGAGCUGAUAAUCUGAACGCAUCUCUGAUCUGUGUGAAAGUCGAGGUGGCCUUAAGUGUGAAUGGACGGCGGACGAGGACGCAGGUUGAAAGUCAGACGUUAGUUUAGGUCGUGUCGGUUUUGAAGUCCCCCUUCCCUCCAAAGCCAUAUUCCUUCAGCCACCGCUGGCGCUGAUGUACGGAAGUUUGCACGCUCUCUUGCAUUAAGGCUCACUUUGGGCGUUCAGGUCUGUGAUUGUGGAUGCUGCUGCAUUAAAAAAAAGUGAGAUUUUAAAUCGGUAAAGCCAAGUUUUUGUAGUGCCGAAAUCAGCCCUUUUUAGCCAAAUGCAUGCAAGACAAGAAGGAUGCAGGCAGUUCAACUUCCAUUCAACACAGUUUCUUUUCAAACUGAUUGCAGCCAUGAAGCCGCUCGCCAUGAAGCCGCUCGCCAUGAAGCCGCUCGCCGGCUCUCUGCUUUGGUUCCAGCCCAGACAGUCGUUGUGAAGUUUACUGAGCGAGUGCACAGACUUGGUGAAUUUACAGACUCACAAAUGGCUGCACGUACUCUAAUUUCUCUGCCAGCUCAGAACAUAACGAGUGUUUUCCAAGGCUGCAACAGUUAUUUUCAUCACACAGUAGAUCUGCUAAUUAUUUUUUUCAAUUAGUCGAACAUGUUAUCAGAUGCGAGAAAAUGUUAAAAAGUGCUCAUCGCCAGUUCCCAGACUGAGGUGACUCCUGAAUGUUUGACAUUCGAUGAAUAGCUGAUUAUCAAAAGUUGCACAUUUAUUUUGUGUUGACGAACGCGCGGAUUAAUAGUUUCAGCUCUCGUGUUUUGCAUCGUUUUGUUAAUCUGCUGUUGAGUCAAUGCACUUCUCGCGGAGUCAACACUCUUUGGAUAAGCACCUUGAAAACGUAAUUGAUUAACGAAAGAAGUGAUCAAUAGAUCAGCUAAUGAUGAAAAUGAUCGUUAGUUGCAGACCUUGGUGUCGUCCAUGUCUUCAUAUCAGUAAAUACUCAGCGUCAGUAUUUUAAUGGGACAUUUUGAAGUAUCUCAUAACAGGUGUUUCUCUCACCUGGCCAAGCAAACGAACUGAAAGGAGAAGCUGAACGUUCCACAGAUUGAUUAAACCACUCUUGUAUUGAUUUGCAAUCACAGAUAUUUUGCACUUACACGGAGUAUUGAUUACAGUAAGUUCGCCGAUCGGGUACGAAGGGGAGAGAAGGUAGAUUCACUUCUGGGUUUUCUCAGUGUUCAAUCCACAGAAACUAAAGUUAUUAAAUGAAACUUGACGUUAUUGCUAAAAUCUAUCAAUUCACCAUUCAGGGUAUUUCUAAAGCUUUGUACACAAAAUUUGCUAAACGAGUUUUUGUACGAUGCCAAUUAAAAUGUCCAGAAAUCACAGACAGAAAAUCACAAAAGCAUCAAAAAAUCUUCGGCUGGCAUCGGACACAUGAGUGUUUUAUACGGAGGAAUUUUGAGACGUUCCCUCAUAAUGAGCUCGUAGAAAGCAUCAUCAUCCUCUGUCCUUUGCUGUGGCCGCUCAGUAACGUUCCUGAGGUCACAAAGUGAAACUUCUCAGAAGCACUUUUUGUGCUUUUUCAUUGAAUUCGUCCAGAAUUCUGAGAUGCUGAUCUGAGAUUAUGAAGAGUAUAAUCUACCCCUGAGAACAUAAAGAACGAGGUGAGCAUACAGAGCACACAGGGUUCCAAAAAACUGCUGAAUUAGUGUAAUUACAAACGGAUCCCGGUGUCGCUCUGAGCAAAAGUCAUGAAGUCGAGCCCGUUGUUGGCAGACUGGACGACUUUUUAUCAGUUUGAAGUGUUGUCAUUUAUUCAGCAUGUGGACUUGAGCUGUUCCUGACCCCUUUAGAAGGAGGUCUGAAGCGGGAUGAAAGCGUCUUUCUGUGUCUGGAGCUUUGUACUCAGCUCGUCUCAUUUCAGAGAAGCAGACGGUAUCGUUCGGAACGCGAGGCCCUUCUCCAUCGUCUGUUUCUGCUGUAUUUAGCACCAAAGCUUGUGUGGCUCAUCUUGCAUGGAACUGUACUGAACCUCCUCUUUCCUUUUGAAGACAUGAAUUGACAUUCUUGUGCUUUUUCGUCGACGCCGUUUUGGGCUACGUGAAACUAAUUCAGCGCCUGAGAUCCAGAUCAAGAGUUAAAUUCAGGAGCAAUCGGAGAAAUCAGUGACUGAAAAAAGCACAAGAAGUUUUCUGUGAUGAUUCGGUACUUUGGGGGAUCAUUGUUAUGUUUCAGUUGGGAUAAGUUAUGUUGUCAGAUAUGUUUUUCAGCUCUUUGCCUGUUUUCCUAUUUAAAAAAAAACAUUGAUGUAAAAAAUAUUGCAUUAUUUGAAUAAAUAAGAUCCGCUGUUUA
Messenger RNA from Chelmon rostratus (copperband butterflyfish), 10782 nucleotides. It is a transcript of the gene igf2r, whose product is annotated as insulin-like growth factor 2 receptor. Lineage: Eukaryota; Metazoa; Chordata; Actinopteri; Chaetodontiformes; Chaetodontidae. Gene Ontology annotation, biological process: lysosomal transport. The coding region runs from base 65 to 7528 and encodes 2487 amino acids. Gene Ontology annotation, cellular component: trans-Golgi network. The transcript is spliced from 51 exons. The record is from RefSeq and is a predicted model, not a curated record. Gene Ontology annotation, molecular function: D-mannose binding; signaling receptor activity.